AUGAACGUCUCCGCAUUCCGACCGGUCUUCCGACCCUACAAACCCACUCAAACCACGCAAGCGACAAACAUCUGGCAAAGAACCGCACAAUGGACAUGUCCGCAGCAGCAGCAAAAGUCGCAACGAGCAGCCUUCUCAUCGACACCAAACAUGCAGAAGAGGAGUAAAAAGGGACCGGGGAAUGAUCCUAGGAUAACAAACAUCCGCUACCACCUCUCCCACCCCCUAACCCCCCGCCCCCUCCACUUCUCCCGCAACCGCUCCCUCCGCCACUGGACAAUCCACCGCGCCUGGCUCUUAUUCCUGCGCAAACGUCGCUGGGCCGAAGAACGCGCCCUAGAACGGCAAUACAUGGCCAUGCGGUCUGCAUGCGAGCACCUGCGUCUCAUGGACAACAACGGCAAUCUUGUGAAAGAAGAGGAGGCUGGGGGCCGCGGCGCGGAUCCGAGUCGCCUAGGGACGAAGGGCAGGGAGGUGGGAAGGUUGUAUCGCAGUGCGAUGUUGAAGCGGGGGAUUUGGGGGAGUGUGCCGGUGGAGUAUGGGAGGGUGCAGACGGAUUUUCCGGCGAGGGAGGGGUGGAAUCAUGGGUGGACGAGGGAUUAG
Alternaria ethzedia is the source of this 603-nucleotide messenger RNA. RefSeq lists its product as uncharacterized. Gene Ontology annotation, biological process: mitochondrial translation. Lineage: Eukaryota; Fungi; Ascomycota; Dothideomycetes; Pleosporales; Pleosporaceae. The coding region runs from base 1 to 603 and encodes 200 amino acids. The transcript has 2 exons. Gene Ontology annotation, molecular function: structural constituent of ribosome. The record is from RefSeq and is a predicted model, not a curated record.